AUGUCCGACAUCUUUAACAUUGGAGGCGAGCCGGUCUUUGACGAUCGUAUCGUCAAAAUCGAGACUCACACUUACAAUCCGUACGCCAACACAACGUUUGAACACAACGACAAGAUACGAAUACCCAUACAACAACAGGAUCUGUAUACAUUGCCGUAUGAGAGUUUUCUAUACAUUGAAGGAAAACUAACGCUAAACAACCAGCUGAAGGAUCUGAUAACCGUAAUUAUGAAGAAUCCCGGCUGGGAUGCGCAGAAUAAUGCGAAUGAAUACUUUAAUUUUGGCGUACCACUCUACAUGUUAUUGGGAUUUUGCGAAGAUUACAAACGCAUUGUGAUUAAAGCUCGUCGCGAGUUGAUUUUAAUACGAUCGCGUAACGACAAUUGUCUGAUUGGAAAUUUGGCGCUGGAGCCUGUGAUUAACAUAUUCAAGAUACAAUGGCGAAUGCCACGCGUUAUAUCGAACAAGGUCAAUAAGCUGUCGAUGCUGCGCGCCUUGGAAAGCGAACGAUAUCUCAGUAUGGGUUUUCGCUCGUGGGAUAUGUACGAGUUUUCGCUAUUGCAGCGUACAAUCAAACAUUCGUGGGCCAUUAAGACCGCGAUUCAGCUGGAGAAACCGCGAUACGUUGUCUUCGCUCUGCAGACAGGCCGGAAAAACGUCAUGUCCGAGGAGACGAAUCGAUUCGACGACUGCAAAUUGAACAACGUGAAACUUUAUCUGAACUCGGAAUGUUAUCCGUACGACGAUAUGAUCUUGGAUUUCGAUAAAAACAGAUGGUCGAUUCCAUACGACACAUACCAGCGUUUCUGCAAAAAUUAUUACGGAUACGAGUAUCUCGAGCCGAGUCUCACCGUCACGCAGUUUCUACGCAACGGUGAUCAAUUCGUGAUCAAUUGCUUUCGAGAAAACAAAUCAGUCAAGAGCGCAACCGUGGAUGUAAGAUUGGAAUUUGAAUGUAAGGAGAACGUGCCGAUGAAUACUAUUGCAUACUGUUUCACCAUACACGAUCGCGUGAUUUAA
Molecule: messenger RNA, 1020 nt
Organism: Cataglyphis hispanica
Lineage: Eukaryota; Metazoa; Arthropoda; Insecta; Hymenoptera; Formicidae
Exons: 2
Coding region: 1-1020 (339 amino acids)
Source: RefSeq, a predicted model, not a curated record